Molecule: messenger RNA, 2064 nt
Organism: Durusdinium trenchii
Lineage: Eukaryota; Dinophyceae; Suessiales; Symbiodiniaceae
Source: the annotation of a GenBank genome assembly
AUGCCGCUCGUCAAUGUUGGAGGGCGUGUCUUCCAAGCCUCAGAGGACUUGCUGCGGCACUGCGGCAAGCUACUUGUGCGGGUGUUCGAUGGACCCAUCCCAGUUGACCGUGAUGAGGAGGGCCGGGUAUUCUUGGACAGAGAUCUUGAUCUUUUUGAGUGGGUUCUGCGUUUUGCGCGCACCGGUGAGAUUAGCAAAGACUUCCCUGGGGCUCUUCAGGCAGAGUUCGAUUACUUGCUCUUGGAUUGGCCAGAUGCCUGCGCGCGUUGCAAAGUGCGCUUUGACAGUUCUUGUGCGAGUUUCGCGUCGCAGGAGCUUUGUGAGGAGGUGCUUGGCGGCACUGCCUUCGUGUUGGUUGCGCUCCUGAGCCCAGUUGCACCAGCGCUGAAGCCGGUCCAGGCGGAGGAAGCCCAAGUUGUCCAGACAAAAGAAGAGAGGAAGGCGGAGCAGGAAAGGAUCCGCCAGGAAGCCAUUGCAAAGAGGAAAGAAGAGGAACAGCGUCGGAAGGAGGAGGCCGAGAGACGACGUGAGGAGGCUGAGAAGGUUCGGGCAGAGGCAGAGGCCAAGCGAAAGGAAGCCGAGGAAAAGCGAAAGGCCGAGGCUGAAGCUAAGAGAAAGGAGGCUGAAGAAAAACGCAAGGAAGAUGAAGAAAAAAGAAAGGCAGCAGAGGAGGAGCGCAAGGCUGCAGAGGCCAAGAAGAAAGAAGAGGCCGAGAAGGCCCGUGCAGAGGCUGAUGCCAAGAGAAAAGAAGCGGAGGAAGAACGCAAGGAGCGCAAGGCUGCAGAGGCCAAGAAGAGAGAAGAGGCCGAUAAGGCUCGCGCUGAGGCUGAAGCCAAGAGGAAAGAAGCAGAGGCAGAGCGCAAGGCUGCCGAGGCCAAGAAGAGAGAAGAGGCUGAGAAGGCUAGAUCUGAGGCUGAGGCAAAGAAGAAGGCAGCCGAGGAGGAGCGCAAGGCUGCAGAGGCCAAGAAGAAGGAAGAGGCAGAACAGGCCCGGGCGCAGGCUGAAGCACAGAAGAAGGCAGCCCAGGAGGAGCGCAAGGCUGCAGAGGCCAAGAAGAAGGAAGAGGCAGAACAGGCCCGGGCGCAGGCUGAAGCACAGAAGAAGGCCGCUGAGGAAGAGCGCAAGGCUGCAGAGGCCAAGAAGAAGGAAGAAGCAGAGAAGGCUCGGGCGCAGGCUGAAGCACAGAAGAAGGCCGCUGACGAACAGCGAAAGGCUGCAGAGGCCACGAAGAAGGAAGAGGCAGAGAAGGCUCGGGCGCAGGCUGAAGCGCAGAAGAAGGCCGCUGACGAACAGCGAAAGGCGGCAGAGGCCAAAAAGAAGGAAGAGGCAGAGAAGGCUCGGGCGCAGGCUGAAGCGCAGAAGAAGGCCGCUGAGGAAGAGCGAAAGGCAGAGGAGGCUAAAAAGAAGGCGGAAGAGGAAGCCAAAAAGAAGGAAGCAGAAGCAAAGAAGAAGAAGGAGGAGGACAAAGAGAAGGCCAAAAUAUCCAAGCUGCCAGAUGUUGUCCUUGCCCAGUCAUCCGAGGCGCGUAUUCAGGCCAAGGCAAAGUUUGACAAGGCUCUGCAAACCAUCAAGCAGAAGGCCAAGCAGGCUGAGGACAAAGACCGGGAGAUGAUUGGCAACAUCCAGAACUUGGACGGAAAGAUCAAGUCCACAAAGGACGCGUAUGACAAAGCAAAAGGCUCAGAGAAGGAUGCCAAACUCAAGGAGCUCAACAAGCUUCGUGAUGACAAACUCAUCGCCGAGAAAGCCAGGAAGGCUGCUGAGGCAGAGCUGCAAAGUGACAAGCGUGAGUUCAAGAAAGCCCAGAAGGACCUCGAGACAGCGGAGAAGAGCAUCCAAAGCUCCAAGCAAGACGUGAAGAGUGAGCUGGACAGGCUUCGCUCCAAGGACCGCCCAGUUUUGGAAAAGGCGCUAAAAGAGAGGAAGGAGAAGGCAGAUGCUGCACGAAGAUCUCAGAGUGAAGUGUCAGCCAGAGUCUUGAAAUUGGAGGCUGAAAAGAAGGACCUUGCUUCAAAGUUGCAGAGGGAGGAGGCCCAGCUGAAAGACGAGUUGGCAAAGGCUUGA